Messenger RNA from Amphibalanus amphitrite, 2229 nucleotides. RefSeq lists its product as uncharacterized. The transcript is spliced from 3 exons. The record is from RefSeq and is a predicted model, not a curated record. NCBI's taxonomy places the organism in Eukaryota, Metazoa, Arthropoda, Thecostraca, Balanomorpha, Balanidae. The coding region runs from base 637 to 1011 and encodes 124 amino acids.
CGUGACGUCACACGUCCGCCGCGACUGGCCUCAGGUGAGCGCGCGUGCGACGGCGGGCGGCGGCACGGUGGGGAGUGAGGAGCCAUUGUGCGCCACGAACGACUACCGGGUCGCUGCUGCUCCUGUAAGAACGGUGGCCGGUGGAGAUCUGGCCGGCCGUCUGACGUGAUGUCAGGAUGAGCGUCCAGACGAACAACAUCACCAUCUACCCGCCGGGCCACCCCGCCUACUCGCCGCCGGCCUGGGACGACUUCAGCGGCUUCUACAUCGGCCUGGGCAUCAGCCUGUCGCUGCUGCUGCUGCUCGCCUUCACAAACUUCGUCUGCUGCUGCUGCUGCCCCAGGUACAAGGAGUACAUUCGCGAUCCGAGAACCGGGAACCGCUGGGCAUUGCCGUUAUUUAUAAUGUCGCCGAAGCACGCCCAGCCGCUGGACUACUGAGCUGCUCGCCGAGUGGUGUGGUCAGAGACUAACACAGACGUUCAGAGAGGACUGCGAGUGAGAUAACUUUGGAAAGCAGUGUCGGUGUAGUGUUAGGAGGAACGCUCGGUGCCGCAGUUGUAACCCAAGCUUGUGAACGAGCUCAAAGUAGCGUACUAUCAACGGACACAGAGGCUACCGCUGCCGAGCCUCAGUCAUGGUGUUCCCCGCGUGGCCGCCGCUGGCCUGUCUGACCCUGUUCGUCGUCGUGGUCAUCAUCCUCAUCCUCAAGUUCGGUCACAAGUGUUUCGGCUCGCGCGUGACGACGCUGCCCCAGGAGUGGGAGCGGCGCCCGUCGCGCUACCAGUACCAGAUGGAGGUGCUGGACACGUCGCUGCAGCAGCCGACCCAGUCAAAGCAGCCGCUGGACGCCGGCGGCCUGGUGCCCGUCACGUACGGCUCGCGCGAGAUGCUGGGUCAGUAUGAUGACGAGCCGCGGCGCAUCAUCGACACCCGCUACCCGGCCGGCGACCUGGACAUUAUCGAGCCGACUCCCCAGUACGCCACCGGCUCUGUGGAGGCCGCCGUCUGAGGCGGGGGAGUGGGCCAGCGAGUGUAACGCGCAUUGGUGAGCACAGAGUGAACUUCGAAGUGGAGGCCACACUUGUAAGCUGAGCCGACAUAGCCAACGUGCGCCGCAUUGAAAAUGAGAAUCUCCUUCGAUCUGUGUACCGUUUGAAGAUCUGACCACUUAAAGGGACCCUCCCACCUUCAAAAAAGUUAAUGAAUUGGCACGAAAGUGAUGUCGCUCGGUUCAGAAAGAGCGAAAACGAAUAUCUACCAAAUUUCAUCGAAAAAUAUUCACCGGUUUUCAAGAUAUUAGACUUUUACUUUUGUUUACUUUUUGGGAUCUCCGCUGUUCCUAGCGACUUUAUUUGAAAGUGCGGCAUUUGUUGCGCGCAAAGCAGCAUAUACCACCGCGUGCUACCAAACGUUUUAGUAAAAGAUUUAAAAAUCGUUAGAUCUCCGCUGACGUCACAAAUUCUAAGGGGGCAUACCAAUGCACUAGCCCCUUAGAAUCCCAAAACUGCAAGUUUGAAAUUCCAUAUCUCCGAAUUAAAGCAUUUGUCGAUGUUGUGAGUGCCCAAACCGGUAUUUGCAGGCCAUGGCCACCAAUUUGGCUAUCUCAACUCAAAACUAAUGUUAAGGUGGGAGUGUCCCUUUAACACGAGAGACUGUGGCCAGCUAUUACUCUGUAGCUUUGGACGAUGAAUCUUUGAUGCUAUACUGCCCGUCCCAGUGGCAUGGACGAAUGGUUUCAUGGUCCGAUCAGGAGUGUACAGGCUUCCAUUCCGAGCAUUUUGCUGAACGUUCCGUCCGAGAGUUGCACAUGAAACGCAUAGUUUAGUGUAGUUGAUAAGGAUAAGUGUAUUGCUGUAUUGUCAAGCGGGAUAAAGUAAAAAUGGCUUUCAGCUCUGACAAAAAAGCGAUUGUUCUUAUGCGAGCGUUUACAGUAAACGCCUAUUGAACUACUAUUGGUAUUUCCAACUGCAGUUUCGGGACUAGUAAGCGAUUCAUAACGCAAAUGUGAUAAUCAGCCGACAAAUAUUUUGAACUCUUUAUCCCACUGUACCCGUACUUUGAUACAAAGUGUUAAGUGCAUUGCGUGCAUCCGUCCAUACACAACAUUCCAUGUUUAGAGGACGCCGAGCGACCGGCACUAGCUGUAGUGUGUGUUGCUAAUGGUACACUGCGUGAGCUUUUUGCGAGCGUGCGUGAAAUCGUGCGAAAUACAUGUUUGUAAAAUAUC